This is a messenger RNA of Fusarium pseudograminearum CS3096, 999 nucleotides long. RefSeq lists its product as uncharacterized. Bases 1 to 999 code for a protein of 332 amino acids. Lineage: Eukaryota; Fungi; Ascomycota; Sordariomycetes; Hypocreales; Nectriaceae. The record is from RefSeq and is a predicted model, not a curated record. The transcript is spliced from 3 exons.
AUGUCCUCACAUAAACUCAUCGUCAUCCUAGGUGCAACCGGUAAUCAAGGCGGCUCAGUCGCAGACGCCUUCCUCUCCGAACCAGAUUGGAAAGUCCGCGCCGUGACCCGCAACACCAAAAGCUCCAAAGCCCAAGCCCUCUCCUCCAAAGGCGCCCAAGUAGUCCAGGCCGAUCUUGACUCACCGUCAACUCUCACUCAUGCAUUUGAAGGAGCCAACGUCAUCUUUGCUGUCAGCGACUUUUGGGGUUUGUAUGGCGACCCAGCCAACAAGUCUAGAGCAAAGCCUGGACAGCCUCUUAAUGAGUGGGCCGCAGAGCAUGAGGAACAACAGCUGAGGAAUGUAAUUGAUGCUGCUUCCAAGGUCCCUUCACUAGAGCGCUUCGUCCUAUCUUCUUUAUCCAACGCCGAAAAGUGGUCCAAGGGUAAAUAUACUCGGGUUUACCACUUUGAUGGUAAGGCUCGCGCGGCAGAGUAUAUCCCAAAGGCGCAUCCGGAUCUUUGGGCCAAGACGAGUAUCUUCCAGGCCGGACUCUUUCUAAGCAACUUUGUCCUAUUGCCUCUAAACCAGCCCGUAAAAAAUGCCAAUGGCGUCGCGCAGUUCAUCACACCUCUGAACCCCGAUACCAAGUUCCCCUUCAUCGCCGCCGAAGAAGAUUCAGGCCAUAUUGUCAAGACUCUAAUCACUCAAGAAGCUGCGGGACACAAUCUCAUCGGCUACAGGGAAUGGCUCACACAUAAAGAGAUCGCGGUAUCGUUCAUCAAAGCUACUGGCAUUGAAGCAGUGACUGUUGAAUCGGACGGGACAUUCCCAUCUGGCUUUUCGGAAGAGUUGGUAGGCGAAAUGACAGAUUGCUUUGGCUACUUCAACGAGUUUGGGUUCGAAGGCCGAGAUGAUCUAACCUUGGUUCAUCCUCGAGAUUUAAAGUCAGCACCCAAACUGGGUACUGUAGAGGAUUACUUCAAGAAGCAGGACUGGUCCCAGGUUUUUGGCUCAUGA